Molecule: messenger RNA, 4295 nt
Organism: Drosophila bipectinata
Lineage: Eukaryota; Metazoa; Arthropoda; Insecta; Diptera; Drosophilidae
Gene: rgn
Product: regeneration
Source: RefSeq, a predicted model, not a curated record
GGCUUUGCGAUUGCCAGUCGGUUAGUCGCAAUUUUACGCUCGUGACGAACGCACGCGUUCCUCGGCAUCUUCGAAAAACUGCCGCUAAAUAGUUAGUAGUGGUUGCCUAAAAAAAAUAAAUAAAAUAAAAACAAAACGAAACCUUACCUACCAUCUAAAAAAAAAAGUAAAAAGAAAACUGAACUUCCGAACGACUUGACUGGGACAACAAGUGCCGAUAGCCCAUCAUAGCCCAUUGUCUUAUAUUCGCCAGUGCCACCUACUUACCUUAGUUGCAAGUGUUUCUUGGCAGGUGCAGGUGAAAUUUAGCUCGUGCCGGUUACAUUUGUUAUAUCGGCCCGCCAUUCGCCAUUCGACUUCUUGUGUCAAAGCCUCACCGCCAAAAUCGCGCUAAUUGGCUUGAUUUGUCCAACAAAAGUAUAUAUACCAAAAUAAAUAUCAAGUUUCAAUAUUUGCCGCGGACCCGCGAAUAGUCUUGCCUAGGACAGUCUGUCAGUUGCGGAAACCUCGAAAAAAAAGAUAUAUAUACUCGAUAUAUAUUUUUCCUUUUUGGCAAAAGUCCAUCGCGGAGUGAAGCUUAGAAAGCAGGGAACUCUGCAUAUUUGCAUUUCAAAUUAUUUGCACUCUUAGCCCAGGCGGAAAUCUAAGAAAGGUAACUCUAUAUUCCUAACUGAAACUAAAGGAUUUAAACCACUCUCUGGUUCGAGGAGCACUCAAAGGCGUCCACAGAAUAGCCCGUUUACUCCGCUCGUGCGAUGCAAAAAGUGGCCAACGGAGGAGCACGCAACACGGAAUCCAUCUAAGCCACAGAGGAGGCAGCAAGAAAAGGAACGAGAAACAGCAAUCAGGCAUCAAGGAUGAGUGGCAGCCAUAAGAUGUGGUGCUGUCAAGUAUUUAUUUUAGUUUUAGUUGCACACACAAUCUCCGCGGAGCUGCAUCUCAGCGGAGCCAGAGCCGGAGUCAGCUUCGAUGGGCCACAGCCCGCCCAGAGCCCGGAUGCAGUACCGCCGACUGCCCGCCCCAAGCGCCGCAUGUACGCCCUGUGCCCGCCGCAGUUCCAGCGCGUGGGCACCGACUGCUACUCCCUGGUUCCGCAGCGCAGCAGCUGGCUGGAGGCGCACUUCUUCUGCAAGGACAAGAACGCCAAUCUCACAGAGCCGACCAAGCAUGCCGAUCGCAAGCUGAGGCAGUUCCUCCAAAAGCAGGAUGGGCUAUCCAGAGACCGCGAUCCCAUUUGGUUGGGUGCCACCUACGAUCACCACAACAGCAAAUGGCAAUGGAGCAUGAGCGACCGCAACCUGUCCUUCGAAGCCUUCAACCAAAAGGACCCUAUCUAUUCGCAACUUAUCUUCAACAGCAACCCCCGGGAGAACAACUGCGCCGUCUACGAUCCGAAUCUCAGGUACCGCUGGUCGGCGCGACCCUGCUCGGAUAAGCUGCGCUUCAUCUGCCAGCACAAGAUGCCCAAGGUGAGCGGCCCCAACCGGUACAAGAUCUACAACCGCUGGAACGCCACCUAUCCGAACGAGCAGGCCAACGAGGUCGUCCUGGAGAUCCUCGAGCCGCACCAAAACGAUCGCAGAUACCACCGCCGUGUCAAGGCCGAGGGCAGCAACGAGGAGAUGAUCAUCCCCGGCCGUCGCCGCAACAACAACAACCGCAGAAACAAUCGCAACCGCCCCGUCCUGCAUCCCAAUGACGUCAACUACGAGCAACCCGGACAGAAGCCCCGCAGGAAGCGUCCACGUGUCACCACUGUGGCGCCUUCAGUGGCACCAUCUCCUGGCUCUGGCAUCAGCAACGACGUGCUCAGCCCCUCGGCCACGCCCCAGCAGAUGACCCAGUACGACCGGAAGUUGCAGCGCCAAAGGGAGCGCGAGAGACGCCGCCAGUUGCGGAAGCAGGAGCGCAGGAGGCUGCGACUGGAGGAGAAGCUGCGUCAGGAGCGGGAGCGAGAGAGGGCGGCCCAAGAUGCCCCACACUCCCCCGUCGAGGUAGGUGAACUGCAUCAGCGCUCUGCGGAGGAGACCGAGAAGCGUCACCGGGAGGAAAAGGAGAAGAAGCAGAAGAAGGAGCUGGAGAAGCAGGAGAAGCUGAAGAAGGCCGAGCAAGAGAAGCAUAGGCUGGCAGAGGAGGAGCGGGUGCGCAAUGAGGAGCUGGAGGCCCAGAAGCUGAGAGAAGAACAGAAGAAAAUACUAGAGUUCCAGGAGCAGCAAUCGCGAGAGCUUAAGGCCAAGCACGAACAGGAGCUGCAGGAGCGGGAGAACCAGCAGCAGCAGCGGCAGCGGGAGAUCGAGGAACUCAAGCAGCGGCAGGAGGAAGCCGAGCGCCAGAAGGCCGCCGACGAGGAGGCGGAGAAGCAGCGCCAGGAGCACAUCCAGAAGCUAAGGCAGCGCGAGGAGGAGGAUCGCCGCCAGCGUGAGGAAGAACGCCGCAAGCUGCGCGAGCAGCAGGAGGAACAGGACCGUCUGAAUGCCGAGAAGCGCCGCGAGGAGGAGCAACGCCUGCAGAAGGAGUAUCAGGAGCGCUUGGAGCAGGCCAAGACCGAUCGAGAACGCCAGUUGGCGGAGGCGAGGGAGGCCAAGCGCCGCGAGGAUCUAGCACUGCAGGAGCAGAUUAAGAAGCAGGAGCAGGAGCGCCAGGAGCAGGUCCGCCGCAAGCUAGAGGAGGAGGAGAAGCGCCGCGAACUGGAGGAGCUGGAGGAGACCAAGCGCUUCGAGGAGCAGGAGCUGAAGCGGCUGCACGAGGAGAACGCACGGCGUGAGGAGCAGCAGCGCCAGCGGGAGCGGGAGAUCGAGGAGCGCGAAGCUGUCGAGAAGAAGCUGGCGGCCGAGGAAGAGCGCCUGCGCCAGGAGGUCCUCGAGGAGGAGCGGGCGUUGAAGCAGCGCCAGGAGGAGGCCAUCCGCCAGACGGAGGAGGCGCGCAAGGCCAAGGAGGACGAGGAGCGGGCCGCCGAGGAGGCCAAGGCUGCCGAGCAGAAGCGCCGCCUGGAGAAGGCCAAGCAGCUGGCCGACGCGGAGAAGGCCGCCCAGGAGGAGGCGAAGAAGCGCCUCUACGCCUCCCGAAUCUCGGCCCUGAGUCCCGAGGACCAGAAGAAGUUCUUCGAGAUGCGGAAGCGGCGCAAGCAGCUCAAGGAGCAGAGGGCGCGCGAGCGCAGGGAGAAGGAGCUCAAGAGGAUACAGCACGCCAUCCGGCUGAGCGAGGCCGAGUAGGCGGAUGCACCGCUCCACCCCCUCCAACCACUAACCAAUACCAACCGAGACAUAUCGAUCAAUUGGUUCCGCACACGCACCGUUGCCCAGUCGAUCCCUUCGAUUGCUUUCUUUUAGACCGACAGGAAUACACGCAAAAGUAUUAUUUUAGGAGGAGAGAUGUAGGAAAGGAUGUCCUUGCAGCGGACCCCAAGCAAGGACCCUUCGGUUAUGAGGGAAUCAAGUUUCAGUUGCAUUUGUCGGCGGAGAAUCUUCGAGAGCCAUUCUCCAAGCACUUGGCUAGCUCCAUUACUGUACAGAAAAUACUAUAUGAAUAGGCUAAGGAUAUAAACACAACACACGUUACACACCCAGCACAUCACCACCCCCAACCAGUCACGCAUGUUUCCUUAAUAAGCCAACUAGCGGUUGGCCAUCAGAGCCACUAAACUCCACACACGCGAAUCACCGGAAUUUUAAACUCAAGCACCAGCCACCCCACAUAAUACACAGAGAGAGAAGAUCCGGAAGAUAGGACGGGAAACUCCUCCAGGACAGAAUCCAGCUCCAAGCCUCCCCCACUCCCCAAUUGGCCUCAGCGAAGCAAUAAUUUCUAAGAAUCGUUUUGGAUGUGUCGGCCCCGACUCAGGCCACUUACUAACUCCCUUAGGUUACAAGCCACUUACACUAUGUAUGUAAUGACUAAAGUAUGUUUAAAUGUAAAUUUUUAUGUAUUUUUUAAUACCUCAACGCAUAAAUUGAAGCUUCUUUCUGUGCCAGUUGUUUUUCGUUGAAAAUGAAAACCGAGCGAGCAGGAAGGAGGCGCACGAAUCGAAACAGAAGCAAUUUUAUAGCCAAGUAAUGCAUUUUAAUAGUAAACUAACCAAUUUUAAACAUUAUUGUACUCUACUCCACUCACAGACCAGGUGAGAUGCGAAUAACGAUAUAGUCAGCGCAAGGAAUCGGACGAGGAUGGUAGGGCGAGAAGCACACACCGUAUGAUAAACUACCAUAUAAUAUUUAUGCAAGAUUGAAUCUAGUUAAGCCCUUAAUCGAUAAACUGAACUAAAGAAUAAAGUUUCAAUAAACACAAAACAAAGACCA